Molecule: messenger RNA, 876 nt
Organism: Dissoconium aciculare CBS 342.82
Lineage: Eukaryota; Fungi; Ascomycota; Dothideomycetes; Mycosphaerellales; Dissoconiaceae
Exons: 2
Coding region: 1-876 (291 amino acids)
Source: RefSeq, a predicted model, not a curated record
AUGCCGCUGGGAUUUGGCCAUCACGCUGAUCGCGACGAUGAAAUGGUGAUGGACCGCCGAUCGGAAAGCGCGGGUUCAUCCUCGCUUUCUUCCCCACAAAGUUCGCCUGCCGCGGCCAACAACAACAACAACCACACUUCAGCCUCAAAGCAGUACAAGAAUGGCAAUCACAGCAAUGACACCAUCCAAGUAUUGCAAAGAAAUCCUUUUGCGACGGGAAGCCCUGCAUCGGCGUACUCAUCUGCCACGGGAGUUUUCCCUAGUUCAUAUGCCGACCCCAAUGCUCUCCGGGUGAAUGACAUGCAUGGAGCAGAUGCACCUCCAAAACAGCGGCGACCUCGUAAGUCGAGAGAGCCCAAGGAUGCCGCCUCUGGCAAGACUGCUGGCGUCACGGCGACCGCGAGCGAGACGAUCAAAGAGAAGAAACCGCGCAAGUCGCGUGAACCCAAGGUGAAAUCCGAGAACCCCACGACUGCAGCCAUUCCCAAUCCUCGCAAGAAGCCGCGUACACUCGCGAAUGUUGAUGAUCGUCCUGCACGGGCGACUCCUGACAUCGCUGCCGCCAAGCCUGCUGUCUCUACCCCUCCGGCGACAUCACACGGGAUACGUCAAUCGACCAUCACGGAAAUGGUCAACAACUAUCAGCCGUCUUCUUCAUCCCACGCGGGCGCAACAAAUUCAGCACACGCCUCACCACGUACCUCAAGUCAUCAAUCUACCCUUUCGCAUCCUUUGUUCCAGCGACAACCUCCGCCGCCACAGUCUACUACAUCUGCUACAGAGGCUCUUCCAACACGUCACUCGCUGGCUCCUCCAGUCACUGCUUCACCCCCGCCUCGACCGAUCUCUAGUGGACAACGGCAUCACCACAGUUGA